Molecule: messenger RNA, 2004 nt
Organism: Brettanomyces bruxellensis
Lineage: Eukaryota; Fungi; Ascomycota; Pichiomycetes; Pichiales; Pichiaceae
Exons: 3
Coding region: 1-2004 (667 amino acids)
Biological process (GO): protein transport; late endosome to vacuole transport; endosome transport via multivesicular body sorting pathway
Cellular component (GO): ESCRT III complex; multivesicular body
Source: RefSeq, a predicted model, not a curated record
AUGGCUGGUUUAGAGACCAAACAGCUAAAUAGGCAAGCAGCAAAGGCAUCAAAAGACGAAAAAAAAGAAAAAAGCAAGGUUAAAAAGGCGCUUACGGAGGGAAAUAACGAUAUUGCUCAAAUAUAUGCGCAGAAUGCGGUUAGGAAGAGCCAAGAACGAUUAAAUCUUUUGAGGUUGUCUUCUCGGAUCGAUGCGGUCGCAUCAAGAAUACAAACAGCAGUGACGAUGCAGGCUGUAACAGGUAAUAUGGCACGGGUCGUCAAGGGAAUGGACAGAGCAAUGCAGACAAUGAACUUAGAAAAGAUUACGAUGGUUAUGGACAAAUUUGAGGAUCAGUUUGAAGACAUGGAGAGCUCCACAAACUACUAUGAAAAUGUUUCUAAUGAAAUGAAUGCUACGCAACAACCGGAGGACCAGGUCCACUUGUUGAUGCAGCAGGUUGCUGAUGAAGCUGGAAUUGAGCUGAAACACAAGAUAGGAGACGCCAAAGUCAGCAAUUUGAAGGUACCUGCCCAAAAGGAAUCAGUGUCGGAGAAUACAGAGGAUAAACUAAGUGAGAGACUCAGAGCUUUACACGGAUUUCUACCUGAAACCGUAGACGAAAGAUAUAGUUCAUUAUUAAUAAAGGAUUCAGAAAGUGGGCACUGUCUGUUGCGCCGAGAAGCAAGGCCAGCCUUGAAUUCGAUCAACAUGAUGAAUUCCUCUUUAUCAGAGCUUUGCAAUCAAGGCCACAUAUAUUUCGAAGGUGACUAUCCUCAACAGCAAAUACCCUCUAUUGCUCAAAGUCUUCAGACAACAAUCCGUAGGAAAACCGACUUGAUAGCCAAGCAAUGUUCUUUUGUCAAUGGAAUGUCAGAUUUUGUUCUUCUAUUCGAUGAUGUUACCAAAAAAUUUCAUUUGGAUCAAUUUGGAGGUGUCUUGAGACUGAAAAAGUCCAGAGAGGAUGCAAAAAUCAAUGAUAUGUUUUCAGACUUUGAAAGAGCCAAAGGUAAAGAAGCUGUUACUGUCGAAAAUACUGGAAAAUGUAAAAGUUUUGUGGAUUUCAUGAUUCAAAUGAUAAAAGCAGACAAUAGAAGUAUGCAACCACAUAAUAAAUUACAUAGCUGCAGAACCGCAUCAGCAAAGCAAUCCAUAUUUCCAGUAUUGUCCAAAAAAGGUUCUACGGGACAAAUGUUGAAUCGGAAAAUCCGAAAACCUAAUUACAAGCCGAAGAAAAGUAAACUUUUAAGGGCUGCCGAAAGAGCUGUUGGGUUAUCAAAAAAGGCUAGGCAAAAUUUUCAACACUCGAACAUAAAGCCUUUGCCACGACAUUCAAAAGAAUCACAAAAUGUUUUGAGUUCGACGUUAUCAUUAAAGCUCGAUAGACCUCAAAGACUAGGACAUAAAGUUGAGCAUGUUUCUCCCAAAGCGAAUCAAAUGAAGGAAGGCGAGGGAAAUGUUUUGAGUGAUAAGGACCUAACGAAUCUUGCAGAUGAGCUUGAAGAGGAGUUGGGAGGAAUUCAAAAAGGGAAGUCUCGUUGUAGCCGGAAGGAGAAUGAAGAAAAGGAAGAUUUGGAUCAAGGACAUUCUAUCAACUUUUCUGAUUUCGGAAGCGACCUAAGUGAUUAUUCAGAUGCCAAUAAUGAUGUUGUUGAGGAUAGUGAUACGGGUGAGAUACAUGUAAUUGUGGAUGACAAUCCAAAAUUUAUGAGUUCUAAGAGGAGGCUGAGUGAAAAUGUUCGAAGUCCCCGCUUUGAUAGAAGGACCAUGUCUUCACCUCAAUUGCCAACCGUUUCACUUAAAAAACCAAUUAGUUUAAAAGAGUUGGCAACAAAUGAAAAUCUAAGGGUACUCAAAACCAGAAGUACAACUCCGAUUAGGCGAACCCCUGAAAUUGAAAGUUAUCAAACUACAAAGUAUCUUGAUGCUAAGAAAUCUGAGGAAAGUGCGCAGAGCGAUUUCGAUGAGGAUGCAUUAGAUAGAGCCUUAGAUAUUCUAGAAAGUGAGGCUAGUGAAGAAGACUAA